This is a messenger RNA of Exophiala aquamarina CBS 119918, 363 nucleotides long. RefSeq lists its product as uncharacterized. NCBI's taxonomy places the organism in Eukaryota, Fungi, Ascomycota, Eurotiomycetes, Chaetothyriales, Herpotrichiellaceae. The transcript has a single exon. The coding region runs from base 1 to 363 and encodes 120 amino acids. The record is from RefSeq and is a predicted model, not a curated record.
AUGUCGGAUCUCAAGGACGACAGUAAACGAUCCCCCAUCAAGCGAGCCUUUGGAUGCCUUGUCCGCUCACCUAAGUCGUCAACCCCACACAAUGGCACUGCCUGUACACAAGAAAAUCUUGACGGUUCAGACACCAGAAUGGAGAAUGAAUAUUUCAGCGAUUCCCAGUCGCGUGAGAAUCUGAGCACCAACCCCGGUGAUGCUGGGAAACAUCUUUUGGAACGGUCUGAAUGCACGAGGCAAAACCAUGUUGCAGAGAUCGAACGAAGAGUCUGGGGCCACAGUGAGAUGAGGGAUUGGGGUUACACAGUCGAUGACCCUUUGCAUGUGCGAUCCUAUGGGCAUAAGGCUCUUGAAAAAUGA